Gekko japonicus is the source of this 2471-nucleotide messenger RNA. RefSeq names its product chondroitin sulfate proteoglycan 5 (gene CSPG5). The transcript has 5 exons. NCBI's taxonomy places the organism in Eukaryota, Metazoa, Chordata, Lepidosauria, Squamata, Gekkonidae. Gene Ontology annotation, biological process: nervous system development. Bases 1 to 1923 code for a protein of 640 amino acids. The record is from RefSeq and is a predicted model, not a curated record.
AUGAAGGACACAUGGAGCGCCCUUCUGCUGACUCAGACCCUUCGCGUCCACCCAGCUGCGGAGCAACCGCCGAGGCCCCCCAAUGCUACUGACCUCCUAGCCACCCCCUGGCAGGGGGGCAACAGGCAGCCGGUGACUGUAAGCGGAGAGGCCUCUGGGCAGGACCGUCAAGCCCCUCUGAGGAGCAAUGCCGGGGAGGCCUGGGUGGUCCCGGCCUCUUCCCGGGCAGCCGGACCAAAGGAAUCCCGCCGCCCCCCACCUGCCGUUCCCCCAGCGGACAGAGAUGCUGCUUCUGCUGCUUCCGAUGACCCUGGGGCCGGCCUCCCCGUGAGGUACUUUCCUGGUGAGAACGACCCAGAGAAAUACCAGAUGGGGACGACCCUCUGCUUGGGCUGCCUGGGUGGGGGGGAUCAACUGCGGGACCCUUUGGCGGGUCACCAAGGCCCCAUGGAAGCUCUCUCCAGCAUCACCAGCUUUGCUCUGCCAGCCCAGGAGCCAGACGGCGCCGGGAAGCUGACGGAGAGGAGAGAAGCGCCCGGGGGUGCGUCUCCCCUCCCCGAAAGCCAGGAAGAGGCCGGAAGUGGAGACCCCCACGCCCAGGCCUCCCCGAGCGAGGGAGAGGUGGCAGAAUGGACUGCCGUCCCCACCGCCCUGGAGGUUGCCACGGAGACGAGCUCGCCGGCGGGCCAAGACCUCAGUUACGACGCAGACGAGAGGGAACUCCUGCUUGGCACCGCCGGGGUGGCCGUGCUGCCGUCGCCCACGCUGAGCGGGGCCCCCGUCCAGACGCCAGAUGAGGCGGAGAGGGUUGUGGAGCAGGACUCGGCCCAGAAGGAGGAGCCUCUGGAAUUGUGGGUGGAUUCGUCGAGCAGCUCGCCUUCAGAGGGCGCUCAGGGCCGCACCGACCUGGCCUGGCUCGAUACCGAAGCGCCCCGGUUGGCCGCCACCCCUUCGGUGCUGGACAUCCAGACCUCGAAGCCGUCCUCGGACCCCUCCGCCUCGGAGAUCAUUGACAUAGAUUACUAUGACCUCUUUGACGGGGACAGUUUGGCGGGCGCCGGUCCCGAUUCCACCAAGAGGAAACCUUCCGACGACAAAGGCAUGUCGUGGUCCCUGCACGACCUCUACGACGACUUCACGCCCUUCGACGAGUCGGACUUCUACCCCACCACCUCCUUCUACAGCGACGGGGACGAGGAGGAGUUGGAGGAGCCCGAGGACGACGAGGAAGAGGAAGAUGGGGGAGGCGGGCUGGCUCGGGACCUGGAGGACGAGAAUGACUACCGGAUCCCCACGCCGGCGAUACCGAAAAUCCAGACUGUGGUCCAGGAAGCGGAAUCCACCAGCCGGCGCUACGUCAUCCCCCCGCUGCACACCUUCGUCGUCUCCGGGGGGAACGGGGCGGCCACCUCCAGGCCCCGCCCGGCUGACGGCGGCAGGGAACAGGGCCUGUCCGGCAGCGGCGAGAACGGCACCGACUGCCGGACCGGCUACGUCCGGCACAACAACUCCUGCAAAUCUGUGUGCGACAUCUUCCCCAGCUACUGCCACAACGGGGGACAGUGCUACCUGGUGGAGAAUUUGGGCGCCUUCUGCAGGUGCAACACCCAGGACUACAUCUGGCACAAGGGCACCCGGUGCGAGUCCAUCAUCACCGACUUCCAGGUGAUGUGCGUGGCCGUGGGAUCCGCCGCCCUGGUGGUCCUGCUCCUCUUCAUGAUGACCGUCUUCUUUGCCAAGAAGCUGUACCUGCUCAAAACUGAGAACAACAAACUGCGCAAGACCAAAUACCGAACUCCGUCGGAACUCCACAACGACAACUUCUCCCUGUCCACAAUUGCCGAGGGCUCCCAUCCAAAUGAUGACCCCAAUGCCCCCCACAAGCUCCAGGACCCCUUGAAAUCCUGCAUCAAGGAAGAGUAGUCCUUUAACAUUCAGAACUCCGUCUCGCCCAAGCUCGACAAUGGGAAAGGGGACCCUGGCGACGCGGAGGGGGUGAACUGCCUCCAGAACAACCUGACAUGAAGCCCGGGAGGGUCCGGAGAGCUCGAGCGGAGGGGGGGAGGGGGGGGAAGAAGCACGAGAGCCCCCGUUUCCUAUUGUACAAAGCUCAUCUCUUGUAACCGUUUGUUCUGUUUUCUUCCCCGACUUCAUAGCAUGCUUUGAUGUAUUUUGUACAGAGAAAAAAAGAGAGAGAGAGAGAGAGAAAAGAAAUAAUACGCGAGAAGACGACGCCAAGUGUUUCCUCAAUGAAGUGUGGGUUGUUUGGUAUGUCCCCGUCUAUAUAUUGCCUGGGAUAGCUCCUCCCUCCCCACCCCCCUCCAGGGGUCCAGUGGCCCUCUAACUCCCCAGGGGAAAGUUCCCAGAGGGGGGUCUGUACCUGGGGGGUGAGGUAGAUGGUAACCAGGAACAAGCCAAGCCCCACCGGUGCUGGCAGCGCUGUUGCUGUCGGGGCCUCCUGGCUCAUCCCG